AUGCAGCAACCAAAAGCAGUUAUGGUUGAAGAACUUGGUAAAUCUCAUGAUCCAGACAUACACUUACCACCAGUCUCUCAUGCUGCAGAUCAAAUUCAAGAAGGGACAAAUCACGUUCAAGAAGGGACAUCUUACAGUCUACAUACCCAUCACAGCGAAGAAUUUAUUUAUAGUUCAAGUUCUUGGCAGGAUUUUACAGAAUCAAUUGAAAUGGAUAGCAUUUUGCACUCAAAUGAAAAUAAUGUCAAAAAAACAAAAAAAAAGAUAUCAAACAGGAAAAAGAAAUCACUUAAAGAUAAUAAUUUUGAUGAUACGAAGGAAAAUUCCAAGCCGAAAAUGAAAGAGCGACAAAUUAACAAGAAUAAAUUACGAACCCAUCUUAAAAACAGUGGAAAACAAUAUACUUCUAUAUUGGGAAAAGACAUAGCAGAGAAAAAAAUGAAGAGCAACACAUGUGCACUUGAAAAUUGCCAUAAUGAGUGCUAUAAUAUAAGUUCAGAUAAGAGAAAAGCUAUAUUUAAACACUAUUGGAGUCUCAAUAAUAAGUGA
Parnassius mnemosyne (clouded apollo) is the source of this 549-nucleotide messenger RNA. Lineage: Eukaryota; Metazoa; Arthropoda; Insecta; Lepidoptera; Papilionidae. The record is from the annotation of a GenBank genome assembly.